This is a messenger RNA of Lithohypha guttulata, 3135 nucleotides long. RefSeq names its product sporulation-induced protein. Gene Ontology annotation, molecular function: protein phosphatase binding; protein phosphatase regulator activity. The record is from RefSeq and is a predicted model, not a curated record. NCBI's taxonomy places the organism in Eukaryota, Fungi, Ascomycota, Eurotiomycetes, Chaetothyriales, Trichomeriaceae. The transcript is spliced from 2 exons. Bases 1 to 3135 code for a protein of 1044 amino acids. Gene Ontology annotation, cellular component: nucleus; cytosol.
AUGUUCUGGCGUUUUGGCGGAUACUCCAAUGUAUCCACGAUAGACACCCUGCUAGACAAGCAGAGUACGACACUUGAGGAUUUGCUCGAGGAACAAGAUCUUGUCCAAGAACUGAAAUCCCACCAUACCAAGUUGAUCGAGUUUUUACGCGACGACGACCGUUUACACGCCCUCCUGAGAUAUGUGACUGCCCCGGGCCCAGAGAUCACAGAAAGAGGAGGCGACGAGGAUCCGGACAAUGAGGGAGAGUCGAAUGUCACGGAAGAGCAGGAAAGGGCCGAGAAGAAGCGCCUAAAAUAUGCCUACGUUGCGUGCGAAAUCCUGUCUUGCGAGACAUGGUCCAUCACUGAAGCUGUCAUGUCCAACGUCGAUUUUUUGAAGGAGUUCUGGGAUUUCCUACGUCGUCCCACCCCUCUUGACGCUCUGCAAGCCGGCUAUUUCACAAAGGUCAAUGAGACACUGCUGGAAAAGAAGACUGAGGACAUGCUGAGUUUCUUCAAAUCUUUGCCCAACAUAGUCCCUACUAUCUUGCAGCACGUCGAUUGUCCUAUGGUCAUGGAUUUGCUAUUGAAGAUCAUAUCCCUCGAAAAAGCUGAGGGUGGGGCCGGUAUCGUGGAAUGGCUGCACGAUCAAGAUCUGAUUCCUGCUCUGCUAUCGAGUCUCUCCCCUGAUUUCUCCGAAGAUUGCAUACAAACACUGAUCAAGCACAUGCUACGUGGAGGCAACCCGUUGACUGUCGGUGUCGGUAUCGUCAUCGAAGUCAUCAGAAAGAACAAUUCAGAUUAUGAUCCUGAGAAUGGUCUCAAUCCAGAUGCUCCACCAUCCACCCACGAUCCCAUCUUUCUAGGUACACUUCUACGCCAGUUCGCACGACACGUACCCAACUUUAUGAACCUCAUCCUUAGUGCAAGGCAUACUGUUACUGAUGGCGAGAAGACAAAGUCGGUCGAUCGUGGCAUGCUCAAAUCAGCUUGGGGUCAGGAAAUCGAACCCCUGGGCUUUGACCGUUUCAAAACGUGUGAGCUGAUGGCCGAGUUACUGCAUUGUAGCAACAUGGGACUUCUCAACGACACCGAAAGUGAGGAAUUUGUAAAGGCUCGCGACGCCGAAAGAGAGCGUCUACGAGUCGCUGGCCGAUAUUCUGCUCAGAAACAUUCGGAUGACUCGACCAUCGACGUGUCUCUAGCCUCGUCCAAACUCGAUUCCUCAUUUGCACCAUCGACCGGUACAUCUGGGGAAGAGCUUCGUGCGAGCGAAGAGGAUGGAUUCGAGAAGGUGACUGUCUUCGACGAGGACAAGAAAUCAUCGAGCCACUCAAAUUCUGAUGAGUUUGUGGAAGAGCCUUUGACACCAACCAAACCUACGUUACAAGCUCAGUCGCCCGCGCGUGGCAUUGAUGAGGGCGUGCACAGGCUGAGUCUCGAGGACAUUGAGAUGGCCACGAGCUUACCAGAAGUCUCAUUCUCCAAAGGCAAUGCUUCACCACAUCCAGAAGACAAACCAGCACCACUGUUCUCGAAACGUUCUGAUGCCGACAAGACACCUACAAUCGCUAGCCCCGAGCUUCCCAGCAGUCCCCGCAAUGUCAACGAUGUUUCAAUGACCGACGCGGCCGAAACUCCUGCCAAAGACACCUCUGCCAAGCUUGCGUCUGGCACAGAGGCCACGCAAUCGCCAGUCAUAGGCGAUUUCUUGAAAACGCAGUUCGUGGAACACAAUGUCGUACCUACGAUAUUGAACUUCUUCUUCAGAUUCCCGUGGAACAAUUUCCUACACAACGUUGUCUAUGAUGUUGUGCAACAAGUCUUCAAUGGUCCCAUGGAUCGAGGCUAUAACAGAUUCCUUGCAUUCGAUCUUUUCGAAAAUGGUAAGGUCACCGAGCAAAUCAUAGAUGGCCAGCGGCGAAGUGAAGAAGCCGAGCGAACGAAGAGUAUGCGUCUGGGCUACAUGGGGCAUCUGACUCUAGUAGCAGAAGAGGUGGUCAAAUUUGGUGAGCGACACUCGAGAGAAACACUUUCGGAAGCUGUGCAAGGUUACAUUUAUGGGAGGUCAUGGGAACAAUACGUGAAUAAGACUUUAGCCGAAACACGAGAUCGAGAUAACGCCAUUCUUGGGGGGUUUAGACCUGAAAAUGGGUUGGGACCUAGGCAAGCUGUGCUCAACGCUGUCAACGCCAGCAGCGGGUUUACUGGCUCCAAUGCUCUUGCCCAGGCUGGUCUGACGGGUGGUCAACAAGGUCUGGACAGUGUAGACUUGUCGAAUAAUGGUAGUGCCACAUCCUCGAGCUACAAUGCAACCGGCAGCUCUCUUCUAAGCGGCUUUGGAAGCUCAUCUGACGACGACGACGAUGAUAUGGAUGACGACGUUGACGAAAGCCAGGCUCGGGCCGCACUGCAGCUAUCUGCAGCAGAUACCGGUGCAAAUGCGGAGUCAGACCAGCCCAUGCCGCUGAUACCACCUCCACCAGCACCGUUGAAUAUUGAGCCUUCACGAGCCAGGAAACGACUUGCAGAUCGGUUAGCUUUACACAAAGCGCAACAGGAGCAGGAGGUACAGGAAGCUGCGGCGACGGAGUUUGGCAUGGAGGACGAUCCAUUCGCAGCACUGGGCGAUAACGACGACAACGAUAAUGACGAUCCGUUUUCUUUAGACGAGGAAGAGCAAGAUAUAACCCAGUCCGGUAGAAGGAACGCGUCCCAGGGACAGACGUCGCGCAGUUCUAUACAUAAUCCAACAAGCCGUAGCAUCAACAGCUUGUUUGGUAGUGACGGAAACUCGAACAAACCAUACUUACAUGGAUCUCUCGAAGAUGAAUCGUCCAGCGAUUCUGCAUCUAGUGACGAAGCCGAAAAUACUGCUGUUGAAGCGAGAACGAGUCUCGAGCGACGACCACUUGACAUCGACGAUGAUGAAGAUGAAGAGAUGGGAGAAAUGGUUGCUCCCAGUGAUGAGGCUAACAGCAGCGACGAAGAAGCCUUGACAGCGCAGGAAAGACACAGCCUAGGAUUGGACCGGGGGCGGGACGAAGAGGAUUCCGUGUCCGAGUUUGACGGACAAGCGGACGAAGAUCAAGAAGAUGAUGUUGUUGAGAUACCAAUGCCAAAGGAGAAACGACCACGAGGAUCGCUUGGGUAA